Molecule: messenger RNA, 336 nt
Organism: Diatraea saccharalis (sugarcane borer)
Lineage: Eukaryota; Metazoa; Arthropoda; Insecta; Lepidoptera; Crambidae
Source: the annotation of a GenBank genome assembly
AUGAUGUCCCACCAUUUCACGAGUAUGUUCGAGCAGCUCGGCAACUUCACGAAGAAUAAUCUGCAGAACAGCAAGCUGGUGAAGGAGAAGAAUACAAACCACGUGGCCAGCCAGCCAUCCCCGCACAAGCAACCGCCACCACCGCCGCUGAAGAAGCCCUGCAAGUUGAGAAAUGUCGCUUCGAAGGCGGAAUCGUAUGACACUCUUUAUGGAAACAGUACAUUGUUCAGUCACGUGACUCCACGUAGAAUGGCAUCGUUUGCCUUGGACAUGUUACGUUACUGCGAGCCCGUUGCUUCGAAAGCCAGACGAAAGAUUUCUAUGGAAUACGUGUAA